Molecule: messenger RNA, 1595 nt
Organism: Aedes aegypti (yellow fever mosquito)
Lineage: Eukaryota; Metazoa; Arthropoda; Insecta; Diptera; Culicidae
Product: zinc finger protein 43
Exons: 3
Coding region: 187-1554 (455 amino acids)
Biological process (GO): regulation of transcription by RNA polymerase II
Cellular component (GO): nucleus
Molecular function (GO): zinc ion binding; DNA-binding transcription factor activity, RNA polymerase II-specific; RNA polymerase II cis-regulatory region sequence-specific DNA binding
Source: RefSeq, a predicted model, not a curated record
UACGUGUUUCAUUCCCUCCCAAAUGUUGGACGUCAUUUUUGAACCUUCCCUCGUUUUUCGUGAUGCAGCAGAGAGAAAGAAUGUCUUUCAGUCACAGUUUGAAGUCACAGCAUAUCUCGUUGUUUAUAAACAAAUGGUAAGCUCUCAUAGUCUGUGGAUAGCAAGCUUUUAUUUCAACAAUACAUCAUGGAUGAAAAUCAAUUCAACGAUAGGUGCCGGUUGUGCCUUGAUUCAGACAGUUCAUCACCGGUAUCAUCUAUGGACGACGAAGCCUUUCGCACUAUGUUGGAUGCCGUUUGUAACUUUGUGUUCGUAACCAAUGACCAACUUCCAUCCAAGGUAUGCUGGCGGUGCUCAACGAAGAUUAUGGAGUUUCACUGUUUCACGCAAACCAUCAAAAGUAAUCAGGAAAAAUUGCUUGCCAUGCUGCCAUCCCCUGAGGUCAAGCUGGAGUUACCGCUGAAGAAUGAGAUAUUCCUGGAAGCUACAUAUGAAGUUGAAAUGAAUUCGGUGGUGAAACUGGAACAAUGCUCAGAAGAAGAAAAAAUAGAUGAACCAGGUACUGUAUUACCGAGCGAGGAUGAGAAGAGCAGUGAGUCGGAGUCUCCAGAUAAGGUCGUAGAGGCCACAAAUGAUGAUAUUCUUAUCAAGCAGUAUUUUAGUUUGAACUGCGAUUCAUGUUCGAAACCGUUCGAUACUUACAAACAGCUGAGUCAGCAUACUAAAGAGGCUCACAAACGGAAACCAACCUUUCAGUGUUGUACCAAAACUUUCCAAACUAAACAUCUAAUGCUGCGCCACAUCAAUACUCACCUACGGCCAUUUAAGUGCGAUAUUUGUGGCAAAACAUUCUCCUACCAACAGACACUAGUCUCGCACCGCCGCAUGCACUUGUCCAGUGAGGACAAACCUUUCAAAUGUGUAAAAUGUUCCCGCUCGUUUACGAAAAGCAAUUUGUUGCGGACGCACAUGAAGACCCAUGAUCGGGUGGAAUGCCCAAUCUGCCAGAAGAGCUUAGCGAACGUGCAAGCCAUGAGGAACCAUACUUUGCUUGUUCACAGCGAUGGACCCAAGUACAUCUGUGACGUUUGCGGAAAGGAAUGUAAAACCCAACGGCAGGUGGAAACGCAUCGUAUCAUUCACACGGAACCGACACGAGCGGACGGAGCUCAAUGUGGAAUAUGCCACGCGUGGAUCAGCAGAAAGGAACACCUCCGUCGUCAUAUAACUGACAUACACGAGUCGAAGGAAACCGAAUGCGACAUUUGCCACAAGACGUACCCAAAUUUGAAGGCGAUGAGAAAACACAAGGGCCUUGUCCACGUGGGACUGAAUUUCAAAUGUGAGGUCUGUGGGAAACGGUUCAAGAAGGCGCUCAAUCUGACGGAACACCGGGCGUCGGCGCACACAGGCGAGAAGCUCUACUCGUGCGAGUUCUGCGGUAUGGAAAUGAACUCCAAUGGCAACCUGUACGCGCACAAGAAGAACAAACACCCGCUGGAGUGGAUGGAGGCCAAAAAGAAGGCUGGAAAGGUAGCGGACGGUAAGGCUUAGUUUGCAGUUGUAAUUUGAUUAAUAAAGUUGGGUUAAUAUCA